AUGUCUCACGUCGUGCCCGGGCGAGCUACGAACAACUUGAAUCAAUCCGUGGUUUUGGGUGCUGGUCUCGUCCAGCAGCCCACUAUCAGCUCCCAACGUCAUGUGCCAACUUUCUGCCAAGACGGUGACUCUGCUGUCGGUCCUCGUGCUGCAUCGAAGGCUGUUCUUGCAGAGGAUGUGUGGGCAUUCCAAGCUCAACAGCGAGCCAAGACUUCCAAGACAAAGUUGAAGGACAUUGGCGAUCACCGACCAAGUUUGGACGAACUGGCCCCGCUCCUGGAAAAGCAUGCUGCCGGUCAACUGACCUUCAACGACUUGUUGCCAAUUCAAAAGCAUUCUGCUCGCGAAGUCGUUGGAUGGCUGCACAUGGUUGCGGGGGCCCUCACCAAGGACAUCGAUCUGGACACGGCAAUGGCUUCGCUUCUUUUCGGCAACCGCGAUCUCGGCCUCGACACUUCCUUGGCCGACAUUGUAAAGUGCGAAAAGGACAUGCCGAAUCGCGUUAUCAAGUGGGGAAUUGCGUCCAAAGCGGCCCUGAACAAGUUGCGUGGUGUUACCAUGCAUAUCCAAGUCGCCCGCAAUGGAACGAAACAAGGAUUCUCUAUGACAUCCCCACAUGUGCUCGACGGCUUCUUCCUGGACAUCCCCCAAGGACUUCAAGGUGUCGCUGAAGAGCGGUUGUUGUUUGACGUCAUGGCUCGCCUGGAGCCGCACUUCCUCUGGGGGACUUCCUGCUACCGUCUGCACUUUCUUGGCAACACCGUCCCGUCAAGCCUGCACCGUGAUGGCCCCAUGGUUGAAGAAUUUAUCUUUCUCGACCGCCGACUCCGCGUGUAUGGUCAAGGGUGGUUCUUUCGUGACAAGCAAUUGGUUCGCAUCGACCUCGACAAAGUCGCUUUGACGCAUGGGCUGUACGGGAACACUGCGUCGCGUCAAGAUCACCGUGAUACCUCAAUGGACCCCAAGCCGAUGAAGAAGGCGAAGGUCUCGCAUGUGUCGGAGUCUCAAUGGACUACUGUCAAGCCAGUCCGUUCCAAGGCCAACCUCUCUCUGAUGGACGAAGCCCUCACCGAAUCGUCCUUGGUGUACACUCCCAAGACCACCGUUCAUGAGGUCGACUGUGUGUUCAAGACAUCUGGCGAAUUUACAAGCGGUACGAAGAUCGAGAGCAGUCGCCCGGUCCGAGUUGAAUGCUCCCUCGAUGCCAUCCUGGCAGAGCUGGCGGUCCUUGACGCCAAAUCAAUCGAAGCUGCAAACCAACUUCCAGCUCAACUGAACGAAGCAUGCUCGAAACCCUCGUUCAACUUGGCUUCCCUUGUAGCCGACGGACGUGUCGACUCGAUCUGCAGCUGCCUUGAGCGCUAUCCGGUCGCCUUUGGGAUUCAAGUGCAUCAACUAUUCAAGGAAGAUCGUCCAAUGUUCGAGUACUUUGUGCGACAACGACUGCUGCAUCGUUGGUUCCGCGCCACGUGGGGCGGAUCCAUGUCGUUCGACCAGCUCUACAAGGCAUCCUUUGGUCAGCCCAUACCCAGCAGCCACACUACCGCACUCUUCAGCAAUACUGACUUUGCUGCCGCGACCAAGCCGAUGGCAAUCACAGAUGCUAAUGGCGACGACCGUGAGCUUCACUGGACUGACGUUGAAGCUGUUUUGGCAUUGACUGAGUGCCCCGUUACAGCGAUUGCUUCCCACAAGGGUUCCCGAUGCCUCUCGUCCGAAACCAUUGGUGCCUUGCUCAUGGACACUGAUCUCGGCGCCAUGCUCUGGGAAAGCUUGGAAGACAUGUAUUCCGGUGAUAGCGACGACGACAUCGGUAUGCGCCUCACGUUCUCCACCAUUCUGGAGUUCCAUGAGCAAGGUUGCUUUGACGUCACUGCCACCAACCAAAUCGUGCUGUGCCACCGCAGUCUGGCUGAAGUGAUUGCUGAUGGUCUUUUUAACACAACGCCCGUUCUCGAACUGACCACAUGCAAUCUCAAUGGGCUGAACGCAAACGGACACCUGGUGGCACAGCGACUCAACUCACCAACCCAAUGCGUUCUCUUUCAAGAAGCCAAACUCAACAACAGCAAACAUCUCGACACGUUCAAGUUCCAUCUUUCCAACGAAGUUGGUGCUGAUGCGUACAAGCUCUUCACCAACGACCACCGGGCUCUGCGCUCGGAUUCACUCAACCACCGAAGCUGUGGUGUUGCCUCGUACUUCCACUCAUCAAUGCCUGGCUUCGAUGGCCUCCAACAUCUCAUCCAACUUGACCUCCCUGACCGAUACCUGGUGGUUCGAACCUAUUGCCAUGACAAACCAGUGCACUUCCACAAUGUGCACGCCCCUGUGCUACCCCAUCUCCGCUGA
Molecule: messenger RNA, 2352 nt
Organism: Aphanomyces invadans
Lineage: Eukaryota; Oomycota; Saprolegniomycetes; Saprolegniales; Verrucalvaceae
Exons: 5
Coding region: 1-2352 (783 amino acids)
Source: RefSeq, a predicted model, not a curated record